CGUCGGAUGGGGUCCAAGCCGACGAAGCUACUGACUCUUCUGAUGCGAUCUUGGUUGCUGAUUCGCCGGGGCACCCCGCUCGUUCUCGACGGGCUGUGCGAAGGCCUAAGCCCAUGUCUUUGUUGACUACAAGACCCUCGAAUGCCAUUCCACAUCUCCACAUUCGUCAUCCUCGCCACUUGACUUGACUUGACUUCACUUCACCACACGCCAUGGCCUGGCCCUAUCGCCACCUCGACCCAGUAUACAGCAACCUGACCAACGCCCAGGCCGUGCUCGGCGAAGGCGUUUGCGUUGCCGAGUGGGGCAAGGCCCAUGAGUGGAGCUUGCCCGGGCACGUGCUCCGCGUCGAGGGCAUGCGGCGCAUGCUACCAAAGUUGCCGCGGCAUCGUCGAACAGACGGCCAAGCCAUGACGAUCCCAGGCUUCCUGUACUGGCUUCCUGGGGCAGAAUGUGUCCACGCUAUAGCCAACAACUGGCCCACGAUCAUUAUCCCUAUGAUCAUGCUGAAGCCAGACGCCGAGGCCGUCGACGACGAACAACUGGGGCGGCUCCAAGUCAUUCCGUGUGGCCGCCCGUUCCCCGUGCGCGGCGAAGCGGAUGACGUUUGGGCGAGUGGUUCCACUGCGUCAUCUCCAAGAUACAUAUCAAGUCGCCCCAACUCUCCAGCGUUCGCCACAGGGGCCCUAAGCUCGUCCCGAACAUCUGGGCCAGCGGGCGGAGGACUCAAGUUGCCACCGUUGAGCGACGCACUAUACAGCCUCUUCGGCACGCCGCCUCCGCUCCCCGCGUCCCCGCUGCCGCUGUCCAACCCCCCCACCCCGUCAGCAGCCGCCGGUCCUUCGACCGCACCGGUCGUCGCCACCCCAGAGGCCGACCGACCCAACAAACGGCCACGCACCAGGUCAUCGGGUCGACCGUCAGCCGCGCAAGAGCAGCGCGACAACUUUGAGAGACUCACGGCCCAGGUCCGUGGCCUCGAGGAGCGGCUGGUCGCAUCCAAGGCCAAUACGGACGCUGCUCUUUCCUCGCUCAAGGAAAAGAUCGAGCAGCUGAUGCUCCAGCAGCAGCAAUGGUUCAACUAUUUCAACAAUGUGAUGCAGGCAGCGCUGAGCAAUGGGGCCGACAACAAGUGA
This is a messenger RNA of Vanrija pseudolonga, 1136 nucleotides long. RefSeq lists its product as uncharacterized. Lineage: Eukaryota; Fungi; Basidiomycota; Tremellomycetes; Trichosporonales; Trichosporonaceae. The record is from RefSeq and is a predicted model, not a curated record. The transcript has 3 exons. The coding region runs from base 213 to 1136 and encodes 307 amino acids.